GAAUAAAAACAUAAAAACAUUAAUUUUUAUUAAUAAUUUGAAGGUGUUACGUAUCCUAGCAAUAGCAGUAUUAAUUAUACAGUGAAUAUGGCGGUACAGUUUUGAAUAAUUAUGUUUUUACAUUAUUCUGGGGGCAAUAGUUCAUAGUAUCGCCACAUUUCGGAUCUUUACUCUGGAUGGUUUCAUCAAUAAACAGUCUGUAAUAUUGCUGUAAACAACGGCACCACACCCCUUCACACACCCCAUGAAUAAUAUGUAGUUUCAGAGUCUUAUAAAACAUCACUGGUCCACGCCCAAUUCUCCAGCUCUAACAGAACAGUCCCGUGAUACACUGCAGACCGAAGCAGCCAAUCAGAUCAAACGCAGGAAGUCACGUGACCUUUCUGGAUACAUUUUAUUUUUAGACACUCACAGCAGCAGUUUCGAAAACUCGGUAUCAGAAGUGAAAGUUGGAGUUUUAUUUAGUUUUAAUCGCUAAUCCUGCUCUGUGAUAAAUACUGAGUAAUGUUUACUCUCCGGUGUGUCCGCGCCUGUAUAAAGGACUUCACCUCAUUUUAUUAGUUAAAGUCUACACUGUAAGAUGUUAAAACUUCUUCUGUUUCUCACAUUUUCUCCUCUUUCAUCUGCAGACACACACACUCUGCAGUACCUCUACACUGCAGUCACACCAGGAGUAAAAUUCACUGCUGUUGGUCUGGUGGAUGGAGAGCAGUUUGUGUACUACAACAACAACAUGAUGAGGAUCUCAGAGUGGAUGAAGAAGGCAGAAGCUGAUGAUCCACUUUACUGGCAGAAAGAGAAGGAGCAUGUGAAGGAUCAACAGGACUCACUCCAAAACAUUGUGACUACAGUAAUGAAGAGCUUUAAUCAACCUGAAGGAGUUCAUACACUACAGUGGAUAUACGGAUGUGAGCGUGAUGAUGAUGGCACCACUAGAGGAUACGAUCAGUACGGUUAUGAUGGAGAAGAUUUCAUCAGUCUGGAUCUGAAAACUGGAGCCUGGACUGCAGCUAAUGAUAAAGCUGAGAACUUCAUAAAUGAGUGGGAUCCUACUGGAGCUGAGGCUAAAGACUGGAAGGACUUCCUGCAGACUGACUGUAUUGAUCAGUUACAGAAGAUUCUGAAUGAUGGCAAGGAAACUCUGGAGAGGAAAGUUCGUCCUACAGCGUCAGUGUUUCAGAAACACUCUUCUCCAGAGGUGGUGUGUCAUGCUACAGGUUUCUUCCCCAAAACAGUGAUGAUCACCUGGCAGAAGGACGGAGAGGACGUGCAUGAGGACAAGGAUCUCAGAGAGACAUUACCCAACCAGGAUGGAAGCUUCCAGAAGAGAAUCAUUCUGACAGUCUCAGCUGAGGAUCUGCAGAAACACACCUACACCUGCGUGAUUCAGCACAGCAGCUUGGAGAAGGAGAUAGUGCUGCCUGUGAGCGAGCGCCGAAUCCUGAAUCCUGGUGGAGGAUCAGGUGGAGGGCGGAUUGGUGGUGGUGUAGCUCUCGUUCUUAUUGCCAUUGUUGUCAGUGAAAUUGUCUGCUGAAAGACAACUCCGCACACACGGCCCCGGCGGGAAUCGAACCCCGGACCCUGGAGGCAUGAGGCGAAUGUGCUUACCACUAAGCCAUGUAAACACCUUAAUCACAAUAUUAUCUUACUCAGAGUAAGGUCUAUAAUUACAUUACUCCUGUCCAUGCAAACGUAGUUAUUGACAUGGCAGUGGUGUGGGUGGGGGUGUGUGGUACUGGUACAAAUGUAGACAAAUAGUAAAAGAACAAAAUUGUUAAAUGUUUAAAAAAAACACAAAAAAUUUGCAUUUCGUAAUAAGAAAGAAUAACAUUUUCUUCUUGCUCUGUCAAGAACAUUUUAAACUAAGAAAUAUGGAAAAAGCAAAAUAUUAAAGCAAAAUACAGAAAUAGAAAAUAAUUUAAACAUUAAAAAUACAAUAUAUAAAAUAUCAAUAAUAUGAUGACAUUUAUGAUGAUUGUAAAAGUAUUAGUUUUAGCUGAGCUACAUUCAGACCUGCUGUAAAAUCCUCAUCACAGCAGCUGAUUUCAAGCCACAUACAAUAUCUCUACACCUAACUAUAUUGUAUAAAUAUCUCUAACCAUUCCGGUUGAGGAUCUCCUAUGAGUGUUAAAGGGUUAACGCGCUUUGGCGUUCACUGAGGCUUAAUAAUCAUGUAUUAAAUCAGUAUAUCGCUAAUGUUUCAGUAUUUUAAUUGACUUAUUCAAAUAUUCUUUAUGCUAGGGUUAAUUUUGUCAAUUUUUUAAAUGUAGUCUUAGUCCUGUCAAUUGUCUGAUAAAUAGUUUUUAUCAUAUUUAGUCAACUUUAUCCUAAUUUGUGUUUUUUACCCAUAAGGUUAUUAUUAUUAUUAUUAUUAUUAUUAUUAUUAAUUAAUUAAUUAAUUAAUUAAUUAAAAUUUCAGUUGAACAUUUUGUUGAUGAAAAUAGAGAUAUUUUGGUAAAGAUUUUAUUUUAGACUACAUUUUAGUCUCGUCUUUUUCCAUCAUCAGUAUUGCAUGUUGAUAUAGUCACAGUUAGUGUUUAAUGAACUCCGUGUCAUCUCCAUUGAAAAAAAAAGGCUCUUUCACACUGAGCACGACGCAAUAAAACGAAGUGAAUCACAGAUGAACGAUGCUUUCACACCGAACACGAAACGAUUGAUCGCCUUCAGCUAAUUCACUCCUGCACUAUAGGUGGCGCUGACCAAGAAUGCAUUUUACACCUGCACACUAGGUGGCGCAACCCACUACCUUUGACCCCUCAGAAUCAUUUAAAUGUUGGCGCAGAGCACCACAACACAAACUGUUAAGAAGAAAGAUUUUUUGUGUUUUUUGAAGUGGACCAUCGAGCUGUUUUAGUCUGAAUGAAAUAAUGUGAAAUAUAAUAAAUAACACAGCAGUGGGACAAAACCCCAGUUUAAUGUCCAAGACCAGCACAGUUUUAUUUUCAUGGUGGAAAAAAAUCAACACACUGGUUUGGGGAAAA
Messenger RNA from Ictalurus furcatus (blue catfish), 2981 nucleotides. Its product is annotated as H-2 class I histocompatibility antigen, Q9 alpha chain-like. Gene Ontology annotation, cellular component: external side of plasma membrane. The record is from RefSeq and is a predicted model, not a curated record. Gene Ontology annotation, biological process: immune response. Lineage: Eukaryota; Metazoa; Chordata; Actinopteri; Siluriformes; Ictaluridae. The transcript is spliced from 5 exons. The coding region runs from base 581 to 1534 and encodes 317 amino acids.